GUGACGAAUUGUUGGUGAAUUGUAUGAUCACCUUCCAUCUAGCAACCCUACAAGCAAUUAUUUUUUAUGGCGACUAAAGGACAUAUAUCCAUGAUGGCUAUAAAUAAAAUAAAAAAAAAAGUUAUUUGAAUGUAUUCAUUUCAUUCAGAAGUGAUUCGGAUUGAAAUUAGUAAAAAUAAACAAAAAUAAAUACUACUAAAGUAAUAUUAAAACUGUUAUUUCAUUUAUAACACAUACCUGACUUUGUUCGUGGAAAAAUAUAAUCCAGUUAAUUUAUAUACUAUCCAAGUAAUAUGGCAGAAAUUAUGAAUAGAAAAGGUAGAGAAAAAAAUAAAAACAUUACUAAAUCAGACACUUCGGAAGAAAUAGAAGAUGUUAAAGUGGAUGCUAAGGAUAAAUCGUAUGUUAACAAGAAUCUUCCAUUAAGAAUACUGACGCGUGUGGUUGUUACAACGUCUUUACUCAUUGUGGUUUAUUAUACAACACAAACACAGAAGGUUCAGCCAUUUGCUAAGCAAUCUGACUUGUUGUUGGAUGGAAAAGUUCGAAUAGUAGAAUGUUCAUCUGAGUACAUAGAAGAAGUGGAUAAAUUUCAAGGUUGUGUCCCAAAUAGAUGUAAAAGAGUAGUCAAUGACAAAGUAAUUACAGAAGAAGAAGCUGCUGUCCUGCUCGAUAUAGCAAAGAUGGGUUUGCAGUUUGGUGGUUCAAGCGGUGGGGCUUCUAUAUUGGAUCUCCACAGUGGAGCACUGUCACACGGCAAUCAUUUCAUAAACAUUUACAAAAACAAAGAUGCCAAGAAACUUUUCAACAGUUUUCACUUUGAAAUUUACAGAAUUGUGAAAGAAAAAGUUAAGUUUGCUGUAGCAUAUUACUUCCAAGUACACCCUGAAAAGAUUUACUUAACACAUCCUACAUUCUUCUCAGAAUUAACAGCAAAGGAAGCUGUCACUGUGCAUGAUGAGUACUGGCAUCCACAUGUUGAUAAAGAAACUUACAGCUCAUUUCACUUUACGACCCUGCUUUACCUUAAUGACUUUGGAGUUGACUUUGAAGGUGGGAGAUUUGUAUUCAUUGAUAAUGCGGUCAACAGAACCAUAGAACCAAGAAAGGCGCGGGUAAGCAUGUUCACAAGUGGCAAGGAGAACUACCAUUUUGUUGAAAAAGUAACAAAAGGAGUCCGAUAUGCGAUGACCAUCUCGUUUACAUGUGAUAUACAAUAUGCAAUAAGAGAACCUGAUUUAAAGAAAUUUUUAAAUUAAAAUGCAGUAUUAGUUCUAUUUCACUGCUCAGUGUAUUUAUUGACUUAAUGAUUAUACAAUUAUCCGCUAUA
Manduca sexta (tobacco hornworm) is the source of this 1330-nucleotide messenger RNA. Its product is annotated as 2-oxoglutarate and iron-dependent oxygenase domain-containing protein 3. Gene Ontology annotation, cellular component: membrane. Gene Ontology annotation, molecular function: L-ascorbic acid binding; iron ion binding; oxidoreductase activity, acting on paired donors, with incorporation or reduction of molecular oxygen. The transcript has 4 exons. The record is from RefSeq and is a predicted model, not a curated record. Bases 294 to 1259 code for a protein of 321 amino acids. Lineage: Eukaryota; Metazoa; Arthropoda; Insecta; Lepidoptera; Sphingidae.